Messenger RNA from Amphimedon queenslandica, 1882 nucleotides. RefSeq lists its product as uncharacterized. Lineage: Eukaryota; Metazoa; Porifera; Demospongiae; Haplosclerida; Niphatidae. The record is from RefSeq and is a predicted model, not a curated record. The transcript has 11 exons. Gene Ontology annotation, molecular function: nucleic acid binding. Bases 377 to 1360 code for a protein of 327 amino acids.
CCAUUGCAUUGUACGAGGAGGUUUGUUGGCAUUGUUGUAUUCAGGGAAUCUGUAUUCAUUUAAUAACUAUAAAUUCGGAUUGUGUGGAUUGUACAUGAAGUGCCAUUUUGUUGAUUUUCCAUUUGUAGGUGUGCAAAAGUAAAAGGGGCUAGUUUGCUACUACUUUUUUUGUCAAAAGUGUCAUGGACAGAUUUAAAGACAUGUGAUAUACCUUCAGAUAUUGUAUUUUUUGUAUUUUACCUUGUUUAUUAACUAUUUUGUCCUAGCCAUUUAAAUAAAAAAGUGUGGCAACUUCAUUUAAGAGCGUGAUUGUGAACAGAUCUGAUAACUACGGAAGCCGAACGCGACAUUCUCGUUCACGUACGGGUUCUUGUUCAUGAUAUCGCGAGUUUCUCGUUCAUGUACGUGUUCACGUUUAAAAUGUUUUGGGGCGUGGUUGAGAUGCAUUUUAUGCACCAACCACGCCCAGUCAAACUAUAGUGAUUAUAGCGCUAGAUUGGCGAUGGAAAAAGCUAGGGAAAAAGAGCUGCUAAAAAGAUUGAUUUGCCAAUGUCAUAUAACUGGCUGUACUAAUAAAGAAAUUCAAUCUCUUCUGCGUCCAUUAAAGUUCAUUCAUAUUAGAUAUAUCCAAAGAACAUUAAAAGAAGCUGGGUAUAGUACUCUGCAAAGAAGAGAUUCUAUUGAAAAAGUCAAAAUUGCAAUUAAUAUAGAACUUCAUGGAUCAGGAUGCCUAUUAGGAUAUAGAAGUAUGUGGCACAGAUUGAAGAAGAAAUAUAAUCUCUCUGUUACAAGAGAUGUAGUGAUGAUGCUCUUAGCAACAAUGGAUGCUGCCGGUACAACUCAAAGGAAAUCAAGAAGGUUGAAUCGUAGGAUUUACCUUAAUAAAGGUCCUAACUAUUUAUGGCAUAUGGAUGGCUAUGACAAAUUAAAACCAUAUGGUAUAGCUAUUCAUGGAUGCAUUGAUGGUUAUUCUCGUAAGAUUUUGUGGCUCAAAGCAGGCUCAUCGAACAAUGAUCCCCACAUUAUUGCACACCACUAUGUAGAAUGUGUCAGAUGUAAUGGUUGCCCUAGUAUUCUUAGAUCUGAUUUAGGUACUGAAAAUUCAUUAGUUUCUGUUAUGCAGCCAAUCUUAAGACAUUAUCAUACUGAUAGUCUUGCUGGACCUAAAAGCUUCUUAUAUGGUCGCUCAGUAAAUAAUCAAAGAAUAGAAUCACUGUGGUGCCAAUUACGAAAGCAGCAUGCAGAUUGGUGGAUCAAUUUUUUAAGAGUUUGGUAUCAAAUGGUUAUUUUCAUAUUCAUCUAUCAUACCACCUUGACAUUGCCAGAUAUUGCUUCAGUCGCAUUAUUCAGGAUGAACUAAAUCAGUUUUCAAAGGAAUGGAACAGUCACAGAAUUAGACCUAGCAAGCAUGCUGAUGCUCCAGCAGGUAUUCCUGAUGUCAUGUAUUCAUUUCCUUCGUUAACUGAAACCAGUGACUAUACAUCACGAGUAGACAGCAGAAUUUUAAACAUACUAAAGGAUGAAUUUUACUGUAAAGACAGUAACUACGUAUCUAAUAAUUUUGAAAGACUAGCAGAGUUAAUAAGAAGAUCCUAUGGAUUGCCACCACCUCUAACUCUCCCAUCUGCUAUCAAUAUUUUUAAACUGUUAUUACAAAUUUUUGAUGAAUAAAUGAUUAGAAAACAAAAGAAGCAAGUAGCUAGAUCAGAAUUCGAUUAAUAUGUGAUAAUUAUGAUUGUCACAAAGUACCUGUCAAACUUAUCAAAAAAAUUAUUGAUUAUGAACCAUGUGCGGAAAGAGGUCUUCAUUAAUUGAAAGAAAGAUGCCACCAGUACAUUCAGGACACAAGGUUUGAGGCUCUUUGUAGAAAACAACAUUGCCA